AGAUAGUUGUGUGGAAAUUGAAUUGUUAUUUAGGGUUAAUUAAUUAAUUUAAUCGAUUUUUUUACAUUUAUGGCUUUUGGAUUACCAAAUAUAGGUUGCGUGUGUUGAUUGUAUUUGAAGUUUUUUAAGGCGGCUAUGUUUGUUUUUGCAUUCAAACGUUACUUAAUGAGGUUUUCUUUUUUGGAUAUAUUAAAAAGGUUACGUAAUGAGAGUUUGCUUCUUUGAGUCGGUGAAGUUUGUAUGAAUUAGUCUGUUUCAUAAAUUCAGAAUUUGCUUGGAAAGUGGGGAAGUUCAACCUUGAACAAGAUACCUUUAUAGUGUCUGAAAUUGGCUUUUAAGUUCAAUUUUGAAUUGGUUUUCUACUGAUUUUUUUUCCAAAAAGAUAAGUGGGGUGUUAGGAAUUUGAAUUUUGGAUUGGUUUGACUUUUGAGUUCAAUUUGCUAGUUGGGUUUUUGGUUUUGGAUUGGUUUUCUCUUUCUGCUGGAUUCUGUUAGGAGAUAAGUGGGGUGUUGUUAGGAAUUGGAAUCGGUGUUGUUACUGUUGUUGUUUUGGUGUUUUUCAGAGAAUUAAGUUGAUGGGGGGUCAAAGUUCUAAAGAGGAAGAUUUGAGGCAAGAUUCAUCUUUGCGUUCAAGUUCAUCUGCUUCUGCUUCUUCUUGGAAUUCAUAUCCUGAUCCUCAUUCGGGUUACGGUCAGGGUGGUUAUCCAUAUACCUAUGAUUCACAACAGCCAUCUUAUCAACCAUAUUAUGAUACCCGGCCUCCUCCUCCUCCACAAAACUAUGACCAUGAGCCUCGUACUAGUGGUAGAGUGCCCCGUCAAGACGAUAAGAGAAAGUUAGAGAGGAAAUACUCAAGGAUUGCUGAUAAUUACAACUCCAUAGACGAGGUGACUGAGGCUCUUGCACGUGCAGGCCUUGAGUCUUCCAAUCUUAUUCUUGGAAUUGAUUUCACCAAGAGCAAUGAGUGGACAGGAAAGCAUUCAUUUAACAGAAAAAGUUUGCAUCACAUCGGGAAUGGUCCAAAUCCCUAUGAACAAGCAAUAUCCAUUGUUGGGAAAACCUUGGCUGCAUUUGAUGAGGAUAACUUGAUUCCUUGUUUUGGAUUUGGGGAUGCAUCAACACAUGAUCAAGAUGUCUUUAGUUUCUAUCCAGACGAAAGAUUUUGCAAUGGAUUUGAAGAAGUUUUGAGCCGGUAUAGGGAAAUUGUUCCUAAUAUUCGACUUGCAGGCCCUACAUCCUUUGCACCCGUUGUUGAAAUGGCCAUGACAAUUGUUGAGCAGAGUGGAGGCCAAUACCAUGUUUUGGUGAUAAUUGCAGAUGGCCAGGUUACAAGAAGUAUUGACACUGAUCAAGGGAGGCUUAGUCCACAGGAACAGAAAACUGUGGAUGCCAUUGUUGAAGCCAGUAAAUUUCCUCUUUCUAUUAUAUUGGUCGGUGUUGGAGAUGGACCUUGGGACAUGAUGAAGGAGUUCGAUGACAAUAUGCCAGCCAGGGUCUUCGAUAAUUUUCAGUUUGUGAAUUUCACGGAAAUUAUGUCAAAAAACAUUCCUCCUUCACGAAAAGAGGCAGCAUUUGCUCUCGCAGCAUUGAUGGAAAUUCCUUCUCAGUAUAAGGCCGCAAUAGAGCUUGAUCUACUGGGUAGCCGGAAGGCCAGUGCUCCUCAGAGAGUUGCACUCCCAACACCCUCUUACGGUUCAGCAUCUUUUAGCACUUCAAAACCUUAUGGUUCAGCGUCUUUCGGCGCUUCAAAACCUUCUCAUGCCGCUGCUAGUUUUGAGCGUAGUGCACCUUCUUACGCUGACGACAGCAAACUAGUUGGCGCAGCUCCUUCCGCCCCAAGUUCUACUUAUGAAAAUCAGCUUUGCCCUAUAUGUUUGAGCAAUCCAAAAGACAUGGCCUUCGGAUGCGGGCAUCAGACAUGUUGUGAAUGUGGACAAGAUCUGCAGACGUGUCCCAUCUGUAGGAGCCCCAUCAACACCAGAAUAAAGCUUUACUAAGCAGCAUCUUCUGUUGGGAGUGUUUAUAUGUAUUCUUUGAAUUUUUUUGUGGCUGUAUAAAACAUUAGAUCAAAUCUUUGUUUCUACUGUGAAAAGUGGUACUUCCUGUGUAACCAUUCCUUAUUGAUUUAUUUUUCAUUCAUUUUUGUUUCUGAUA
Molecule: messenger RNA, 2153 nt
Organism: Lathyrus oleraceus (garden pea)
Lineage: Eukaryota; Viridiplantae; Streptophyta; Magnoliopsida; Fabales; Fabaceae
Product: E3 ubiquitin-protein ligase RGLG2
Exons: 11
Coding region: 575-1996 (473 amino acids)
Biological process (GO): protein K63-linked ubiquitination
Cellular component (GO): nucleus
Molecular function (GO): ubiquitin protein ligase activity
Source: RefSeq, a predicted model, not a curated record